Ornithodoros turicata is the source of this 1533-nucleotide messenger RNA. RefSeq names its product TBC1 domain family member 20-like. The coding region runs from base 208 to 1482 and encodes 424 amino acids. Gene Ontology annotation, biological process: positive regulation of GTPase activity; endoplasmic reticulum to Golgi vesicle-mediated transport. The transcript has a single exon. Lineage: Eukaryota; Metazoa; Arthropoda; Arachnida; Ixodida; Argasidae. Gene Ontology annotation, cellular component: endoplasmic reticulum membrane. The record is from RefSeq and is a predicted model, not a curated record. Gene Ontology annotation, molecular function: GTPase activator activity.
AAAUGGAUUUGGAGACGGCUAUUGCCGUUUCCGCUUUUCUGCUUUCAAGGCAUAAAGGUUAUGGUUGCGCUUUCAUCGCAUUACGUUAUGCUUAUGUGUCGAAUAGCCUAUGCAAUAUGCAUCUUUCCGCACCGUCUGUCCGUGGAGCGUAACAUAAGCAUACCCCACUGCAAAUACUGAGGUAGUGAGCUCCAUUUCCGUGCAAAAAUGAACGUCGUCGACGACUCAAGUGAGUUGGCUGAACCGAUGAACGGUCCAGCCGAUGAACUCAAACGUAUGGAGUGCAAAGCUUUCGCUGGUGAGGGCACCCAGCACGCCAUGAAUGGUAUGACAGGGGACGUUUUCCCCGACCACAUCUCACGGAGCCUGAAUGAACAUUCGGACGGUGAAGAAAGCCCACAAAAGCAAGACGACAGCGUACUGAACAAUUUCAAGGCUCGGAAAUUUCGCGCGAUAUCUCGUUCCCUCGAAAACGGUCGGACGCGCGAGCUGAAAUCUAUCGCGAUCAACGAGCUCGGUUUGGUGAGUGAUGGUGUGCGACGUCUCGUCUGGCCAAAAAUUGGCGGCGUUAACGUGUACGAAACGUCUCCGAGACCAGCCUUGGAAGAUAUCGAGAACCACCCUUACUACCAGCAAGUUGUCCUCGACGUGAAGCGUUCGCUCAGACGCUUUCCACCGAGUGUGGCCGAGGCGCAACGCAUUGCCCUGCAAGACAAGCUCGUUUUCAUGAUCAUGCGUGUCUUGAUGAAGAAUCCCGAGCUCCAUUACUACCAAGGCUACCACGACAUUUGUGUCACGAUACUCUUGGUCCUCGGCGAGGAAGUCGGAUUCCUUCUCGUCGAAAAACUUUCCAGGACAAAUUUGAGCGUGUUCAUGGAAAAGACGAUGGCACACACUGCUGAACUGCUCGAGCACGUAUACCAGAUUUUUGAGCACGAAAAUCCGAAGCUGAAAUCAUUCCUCGAAGCUGCCGGCGUCGGUAUCAUGUUCUGUCUGAGCUGGGUGAUCACUUGGUUUGGGCACGUCCUGAGCGAUUACGACACAGUGGUGAGACUGUUUGAUUUGUUUCUUGCCAGUCACAGCUGGAUGCCCAUCUAUUUAUCUGCGGCAAUCGUCAUGCACAAGCAGGAAGAGAUCCUAGCCCUGGAUUGCGAUCUGGCACCAGUGCACUCCUACUUGUCCAGAGUUGUUGAGGAAGAGCUCCCGUUCGAAGACCUCAUAAUCAGAGCUGGUGAAUUGAUGGCAAAACACCCGCCAGCGAAAAUCAGACAAGAACGUGCACUGAGAAUGGAGGAAUUAAGGAAGAAGAAUGUUUUGGAAAGGGAAAACAAGCUCCGCAAGUGCUUCCGAUACGUCGGUGCAUUAUACAGGGGACGGCUGGGUCCGUACUUUGUGGCCGCCACGGCUAUCGCGCUGCUAGCUGUCGUAUUUCAGGUCUACAGAAGACACACGGGUCAUAUAGCGGCGAUUGAAUGGUGGUAAAUGUCGCUUCUCAGUACUAGAUUAAAGGAACAUGAGUUGCCAGCAUAUAAA